Acanthopagrus latus (yellowfin seabream) is the source of this 5855-nucleotide messenger RNA. It is a transcript of the gene rbpjb, whose product is annotated as recombination signal binding protein for immunoglobulin kappa J region b. Gene Ontology annotation, cellular component: nucleus; MAML1-RBP-Jkappa- ICN1 complex. The record is from RefSeq and is a predicted model, not a curated record. Gene Ontology annotation, biological process: Notch signaling pathway; regulation of transcription by RNA polymerase II. The transcript has 11 exons. Bases 228 to 1700 code for a protein of 490 amino acids. Lineage: Eukaryota; Metazoa; Chordata; Actinopteri; Spariformes; Sparidae. Gene Ontology annotation, molecular function: DNA-binding transcription activator activity, RNA polymerase II-specific; RNA polymerase II cis-regulatory region sequence-specific DNA binding.
UUCCCACGCCUGUUGUUGUGGCGUCUGCCCUUUUCGCUCACUCUCUCUCUCUCUGUUGCUGCUACCCGCCGCCUCCCCUUUUUCUCUGUCUUCCUCACCCACCCCCUUUCUCUCCGUCUCCCUCGUCCCUACACCUCCAGUCUGCUUCUGUUGUCUCGGCGGAUUGUUGGGCUGUGGGAGAGAAAGGAUAUCGCGAGUAUUGGAGUUUUGGUGAGAGUUUGUGGAAGAUGGCGCCUGUUGUGACAGGGAAGUUCGGGGAGCGCCCUCAGCCACAGCGCCUAACAAGAGAAGCGAUGAGGAAUUACCUGAAGGAGCGAGGUGACCAAACUGUCAUGAUCCUGCAUGCAAAAGUUGCACAGAAAUCCUAUGGCAAUGAGAAAAGGUUCUUCUGCCCUCCUCCCUGUGUUUACCUGAUGGGCAGCGGCUGGAAGAAAAAGAAGGAGCAGAUGGAGCGAGACGGCUGCUCCGAGCAGGAGUCGCAGCCCUGCGCCUUCAUUGGCAUCGGCAACAGCGACCAAGAAAUGCAGCAGCUUAAUUUAGAGGGAAAGAAUUAUUGCACAGCCAAAACCUUGUACAUAUCCGACUCCGACAAGAGAAAGCACUUCAUGUUGUCCGUCAAGAUGUUCUACGGCAACAGCGCUGACAUCGGUGUCUUCCUCAGCAAGAGGAUCAAAGUCAUCUCCAAGCCCUCCAAAAAGAAGCAGUCCCUCAAAAACGCUGACUUGUGCAUCGCAUCGGGGACCAAGGUGGCGCUCUUCAACCGCCUGCGGUCCCAAACAGUCAGCACGCGCUAUCUACAUGUGGAGGGCGGAAACUUUCACGCCAGCUCCCAGCAGUGGGGCGCCUUCUACAUCCACCUGUUGGACGACGAGGAGUCAGAAGGAGAAGAGUUCACUGUGAGAGACGGUUACAUCCACUACGGCCAGACGGUCAAGCUGGUGUGCUCGGUCACCGGCAUGGCCCUGCCCAGACUGAUCAUCCGUAAGGUGGACAAGCAGACGGCGCUGCUGGAUGCCGACGACCCUGUCUCCCAGCUCCACAAGUGUGCCUUCUACCUGAAGGACACAGAACGCAUGUACCUGUGCCUUUCCCAAGAAAGGAUCAUCCAGUUUCAAGCCACUCCAUGCCCAAAGGAACCAAACAAGGAGAUGAUCAACGACGGCGCCUCCUGGACAAUCAUCAGCACAGACAAGGCCGAAUACACUUUCUACGAGGGCAUGGGCCCCGUCCACUCGCCUGUCACCCCCGUGCCUGUGGUAGAGAGCUUACAGCUAAACGGCGGAGGCGACGUCGCCAUGUUGGAGCUGACAGGACAGAACUUCACUCCAAAUCUGCGGGUCUGGUUCGGAGACGUCGAGGCUGAGACCAUGUACAGGUGCGCGGAGAGCAUGCUGUGUGUGGUGCCCGACAUCUCAGCCUUCCGUGAGGGCUGGCGCUGGGUGCGGCAGCCCGUCCAGGUGCCCGUCACGCUGGUGAGGAACGACGGCAUCAUCUACUCCACCACACUGACCUUCACCUACACGCCGGAGCCUGGGCCGCGGCCACACUGCAGCGCCGCCGGGGCCAUCCUGCGGGCCGGGAACUCCAGCCUGCUCAGCAGCAACAGCCAGGACGCCGGCCCCGGCGUCUACGGCCCCAACAGCACCUCCAACGCAGGAGUCACAUCCUCAUCCUCCACCGCCGCAGCUGUGGUCUCCUAACGCACACAGGGGGCCACUCACUAUAAUAUGCCUUGAGAGCAAAUGUACCACAAGGUGUAUAAAGACUAUGGGAAAUAACAAACUGACUCACUCGUAAGUGCUGCGUUUAAAUUUUGGAUACAAAGAAGCUGAAAAAAGAAAAAAAAAAUCGGGAGAAAGAACGCAGGGGGAAUCUGAAGGAGGAGUGACAUCAUCGCGUUGUCGGCCAACGGGAAUAAAGCGAAAAAGUGCUCCUUGCCACGCCCCCCUCUCCUGUGGUUACUUUAGGGACCUGCCUAUCCAGUUCUGGUGUUCGGAAUGAGUGAAGUUCCUGCAGGCUCAGAGCACCAGCACCUUUCUACGGGAAAAUCGCAACAACAAUACAUCCGCCAUGUACAAAAAAAUUGUCUUGAAAGGAGAGUAUUUUUUGUGGGCCCCCCUCCAGACCCGCCCACCCAACCUCCCUCCCAUCACUUGUUUUAUAAUUAUUCCUCUUGUGUUACUUUGCCUUCUUUUUCCCUGGGGGGGCUGGAUGUAUUGUUGUUGGAGGGAGCGCGAGGAUGCAGAGGGACACACAUAAAACGUGACGAUAACAUAGUUUUUAUGGACCAAGGAUCUUGUAUAAGCUUUAGUAAAGGUACAUUUUUCUCCAUACCUUUUUUGUAUUAAACAUAUAGUACACUUUUGUUACCAAAUAGUUUCUAUUCUUCCUCUGAGCUUGGGCUUUUGUUUCCCCCCUUUGAGGUCCAAAAUCCCAACCUUUAUGUUAUUGCGACCUUUCUACAAACGCCUGCUUUUUCGGUCUUGGGACUGAACUUUUGUUUCAUUUUGAUAAUCUUUGCUUCUUCUGUCGGGGAAAAAAAAAAUUCUGAAGUCUGGGUUGUUUUUUUUAUUUACAUAAGCGAAGGUUGUUUUUUUUUUUAUUUUUUUUUUUAUUUUGUUUUUAAUUGGGGAAUAACCUCAGAGGGCCUAUAUUUUAUCAUUGGUUUUUAUGAAGUCUUUAAAAAGAAAAGCUUUAAGCAACGCCUCUGCCUUGCCUGCAAUACUCUAUGUGCGCUAUGUCUCCUUUCAGAAAAAAAAGUCUACACAUCAGUACAUCUCACAUGGAGCCAUAGCAACAUUUGCAGAAUUCAUCAAGAAACUAGACUUCCAAUGUUACGGAAAACAUUGAGUUUGUCAUUUUUCAAACUAAUGUAACAAAGUGUUGUCAAAGGAUAGCCUUAGUACUGUAUAUUCUUCCUGUCAAACCAGUCACAUAUCUAAUAUCACGUAUCUGUUUCUCUAUCGGUCACUGUAUCGGAUAACGUAGUGAAACUUGUCUCUCAACACCCGGCGAGGUGUCUUCCAGUGUGUGCUGUAGUUCUGGUGGCAUUUAUCUCCAAAAAAAAAAAAAAAGAGAGAGAAAAAAGACAGACACUUUUCAAUUUGAUGUGGCCUUACUGAUAACUUCAAUUGCAUACAAAAAAAAAGAAACAAAAAAAAAAAAUCACCUUUUUUCUUAUCUGCUGUUUACUCACCUUGGAAGAACCUUUGCAUAGCACAAAAACAAGCUAAUGCCUGGCUUCUUAUCACGGGAGCUCUCGCCGCUCCACGCUGUCGUGCAGAGCAGCCUUCUGAAGGAUCUCUCGGCCUUCCUUUUACUUUUGUGUACAAGUACAAAUACGCCCGUUUUUUAUUCUCAUGCGGUGCACGGCACCUUUUCACUUUUUUGGUACAAUGUCUCACGAGCGCUGUAAGCUCUUUUCAGCCUUCUUCUUCUUUUUUUUUUUUAUACCGAAAAAGAAAAAAAUCUCCUGUGGUUUUAUUAUCUUUGCAGAAAAAAACAAGCGUGUGUACAUUGAGUAGUUGCACUCAUCACAUGUUCACGGCGACUGCGUCUCCUGUAGGAGUUUAAAGGCCUUCUAAAUGUGUAUUAUUGAAGAUGUGCAUUUUUCCAAAACAUAACAGCAAUAUUGUACAGGUCAUUUCAUCGUCUUUGUCUGCCUGAGCACUAGUUCACCAGCCAGCAAAUAUAUAUGUGUGCGUGCGUGCGUGCGUGCGUGUGUGUGUAUGUGUGUGUGUGUGUGUGUGUGUGACUGUCAUAUAUGUAGUUGCUGUAAUGGAUAAUGAGUCAGACUCGCUCCAUUUCAGAGUGCUCCUCCAAAAAAAGAUAAUUUUUUUUGUUAAAAAAGAGAAAAACGUUGAGGUUUUUCUGUCUUCCACCAGGAUCCAAAUGUCUGAUAAUAGUGGGAAAAAAAACAUUCAUAGGCAAUACUUAUGAUUUUACAGUACAACUGUGUACAACUUCCGGGGAAAAACAAAAAAGAACAGCGAUACUGUAACUUGAAUGUCUGCUUGAUGAAGUAUUUCUGAAAUUUUCUUACAAACAAACCCUUGAAAUAGGAUCAAAAAAGGAUUUGCUUGCACCCUCCCCCUUCAAUGUAAAAAAAGAUGAAAAAGUUAAGUUAUGCCCCCUCCCCAUUUCGCCACCUGUCAGUCAUUAAUGUUAAAUGUUUUAUAUUGUAAUAUUGAUAUUUUUUAAAUUAUUGGUACAAAGUCUCCCCUUGUCUUAUGUCAAAUAAAAAAGAAAAAAAAAAGAAAAGUGCAUUAUUGCCCGUGCUGCCUAGGUCGGCCUGGGAGUGUAUUUUUUUAAAAGAGGCCACUUCCUGUCUAUCCUGGAAAAAAAAAAACAAAAAAAAAAAACGUCGAGGAGUUGGUGCUGCAGCCGUAGUGUAGCAAUCCAAAACCUGAAACAGAUUUCUCGCGCUUCUUCACGCUGAGCUCUUGCAGGUCGACCUGAACCCUUUACUCUGCAGGAUGGAAAUCUUAACUGUAGAUUUUUAACCUGAGUGUUUUUUCUAUGUUUACUAGCUCUAAAUUCAGCGAGUUUUUAACAUUAGCAUCCUCCUCCUCCUCCUCCUCCUCCUCCUCGAAGCUUGGAUAUUUUUUGGGGGGGGGGUUUUUUGUUUACAUGUCGCCUCUUUAGGCUAACCCCCACCCCUCUGGCUCCUCUUCAUUGCCUCACGCAAGUCUGAGCUUUGUCACUAAUAAAAAAAAAAGGGGGGGUGAUGCAUGUUUUUUUUUUUUUUUUAUUUUAAAGAAAAAAAUGUGUCGCCUUGACAAUCCGAGCUGGUUUACAGUUUUGUUUAGUUUUUUUCUCUUCGAAAAACGCCUGGAGUUCGAAGACAUAGGGAGGAAUAACUUGAUGCCUCAUUCAUAAAGGGGAUUAAAAGCGGUCAAAAAAAAAAAAAAUGUUACAUGCCUUCUUUUAAAGACGCACGCUGUGUUAAUAACCUGGCGACAAUGCUUUCAGAGAGGUAAACAAAAACAUCUCAUCAGCGAUGCUUUUUACAGAAAAUAUCUUAACUGGUUUCUUUCUCUUUGCGUGUCUGGUCAUACUUGUUUUGCUCUUCCAAAAGCAGCUGUUUCUUGUGUUUGUUUGUUUUUGUUUUGUUUUUUUUUUUAUAAUGAGCUCUGAACAAUGUAUGUAUCCUCUAAUAUGCCAAAUGUCUUUUUAUAAUGUAGUUUUCAUGCACUGCUAAACAAAACAGGGCAGAGUGAGAGGCAGCUUUAAACAAAUACAAAAAAAAAAAGGAGUGUGGAGCCCUUCUCUGUCGCACUCAGCCUUACUUCUCCUUAAGACUAUUUGGCUGUUUGCACUACAGAGCGCUAACCUUUUCUUUUUUUUUUUUUUUCCCUCUCUCACACAUUUCAUCCUCACUCUUUGUCGCUCAUGUUUAUGUAUGUACAUUUGGAGUUUCACCCCCUUUCUUUCUUUUUUUUUUAACAUGCAGCCUGUUAUGCUUAGCUUUGCUACAGUCAGAUCACUUUUUUUGUUGUCAUUUCCCUCCUCUUCCUCUUCCUCAUCUCCUCCUCCAUGCCCUUUCACUAUCUUUCACUCUCACUGUAUCUGUGUAUUAUUCUAGUAAAUGGUAAGCAGAGGUGUCAUUGUGGUAGUAUACUCAGUGCUCAAAGGGUUGCUGAUGGUAGAAACCUGUGCCGUUUGUAACAUUUAGCAAUAACGUCAAAACAAAGGGGACGGUUUUUUGAUAACAUACGUUAGUUUUGAUUUUGUACAUAUUGCAGCUCCAGGUUCAUGCUCAAAAAAAUCUGUAUGUCAUUAAAAGAAGAAAAAAAAAAACGAGAAAAAACUUGCAAUAUUGGCAUAAAAAUGAGAAAUAAAAAAGUGAUAUAAAA